GGGUUGUGCAGCCAGACGCUUUCAGAUGAACUGUGCUAUUAGAUGAAAUCAAAACGAAGGCGAAGAAGCAAAGACAUGGAGAAUCGAUGGGGGGACCGUAUAAGGCGAGUGCUCUUUGGCACAUGGAACGCCGGUCCUGACUUGAUAGCGGACACGGGACCGGGAGCGUCAUAUCGCCCAUCGAUCCUCCUCCGUCGACAGGAUCAAGCUUCCGCAACUCCACCCCCGCCGAGCAUCUUGGGGUCUGUGGUGGGGUGGGUGUUCGGGGAGCAGCCAUUUGAUCCGCCGAGGGGGACGCUGCCCUGGAUUCGAUAAAGGCAGCUCAAAUGGCGCCUUCGAUGGUCCAGUCCCGGUUCUUCAUCUAUAUAUAGACCCCGCUGCUACGAUUUCCGUUCCGAGCGAAGAUGACGAUCCAUUCGCGCUGGUCGGUGCCUAUCCCGCGCUGCUCGCUGCAGCAAUGGAUCUUCGGCUCGGCGUGCGGCCCCGUCUCGGACCACAAGGCCUUCAUCGACCCCGACAAUCCCGACACCAACUUCCUGACCAUGGCCAACUAUCGUCUUCUUGCGAAGCGCGUUGCCCUGGGGCUACGCAAGGCCGGGCUCAAGAGGGGCGACCGCGUGCUCAUCUUUUCGGGCAACAGCCUCAUCUUCCCCUGCGUCUUUCUCGGCGUGCUCAUGGCUGGCGGCAUCGUGAGCGGCGCAAACCCGGCCUUCGUCCCGCGCGAGCUCGCGUACCAGCUCAAAGACAGUGAGGCCAGCUUUCUGUUCGUCGCGGCGCCCUCAAUCACCACGGCAUUCGCCGCCGCGGCCGAGGCUGGCCUGCCGAGGGACCACAUCUUCGUCCUGGGCAACGACACCCUGCCAGUGCCCCACCUGGCCCUCUUCGCGCAACCCGCCCCCGGCGUCAAGGGCCGCAUCGACGGCGCGCGCCACUGGACCGAGCUCCUGGCCGGCAACCGCCUCGAGGCCGUGUCGUGGAGCUGGCAGGAGCCCGACAACCCGGAGGAGACGACGUGCUGCCUCAACUACAGCAGCGGCACGACGGGUGUGCCCAAGGGCGUCGAGAUCAGCCACCACUCGUACGUGGCCAACGGCGUCGGCGUCGUGCACAUCAACCGCCUCCGCCCCGACUUCGCCGAGAAGAUCCAGAACGACCGCGGCCUUGCGUUCCUGCCCUUCUACCACGCGUACGGGCAGACGUACUUCAUCGCCAACCUCCCCCACCUCGGCGUGCCCGUCUACGUCAUGCCGGCGUUCGACUUUCUCAAGAUGCUGGCGCACAUCCAGCGCUUCCGCAUCACCACCCUGCCCGUCGUGCCGCCCAUCGUCGUCAGGCUGGCCAAGGACCCAAACACCAAGGACUACGACCUGUCGAGCCUCGAGAGCAUCGGGUCCGGCGCCGCGCCGCUGACGCGCGAGGUCUGCGAGGAGGUCGAGCGCCGCUUCCCCGGCCGCGACAUGUACGUGCGGCAAGGGUGGGGCAUGACCGAGGUGACGUGCACGGCCAUGUCGUGGGAUCCGACCAGGGUCGGCCCCUCGGCCGGCGUCGGCGAGCUCCUGCCCAACUGCAGCGCCCGCCUGAUGUCGCUGGACGGCCAGACGCCCGUCACCAAGGCCGGCGAGCGCGGCGAGCUGUGGGUUACCGGCCCGACGCUCAUGCGCCGCUACUGGCGCAAGCCCGAGGCCACGAGCGACGCCAUCGUGGUGGACGCCGACGGCACCCGGUGGCUGAAGACGGGCGACGUCGCCUUCGUCGACCGGUACCAGCCCGGCGCCAUCUUCCACGUCGUCGACCGCGUCAAGGAGCUCAUCAAGGUCAAGGGCAACCAGGUCGCCCCGGCCGAGCUGGAGGGCCUGCUGCUCGAGAGCCCGGACGUGGCGGACGCCGCCGUCAUCGGCGUCACCAUCAGGGGCGAGGAGCUGCCGCGCGCGUACGUGGUGCGCAAGCCGGGGUCGAAGGCUUCGGAGAACGACAUAGCGCGGUGGCUGCGGGAUAAGGUCGCCGCGUACAAGCACCUGCGGGGCGGCGUCGUCUUCGUCGACCAGAUCCCCAAGAACCCGUCGGGCAAAAUCCUGCGCAAGGUGCUCAGGGAACGGGCGCAGAACGAGGUCAGCGAUGGGGCGCGCAAGCCCAAGAUAUGAGCGGGCUUUGUAAUGUAAUGUUCUGUUGGCGGCAGCCGCCGGGUCGUGAACCAGGCUUUUACUGGUGGACGGUGGCUACCGUACUUUUUCCAGACGCAUGGUUCGAGGGUGUUAUAACGGCAUUGGAUAAUAUGGCACGACACAUGGCUGGGUGGUAGGGCGGCAGAUCUGGACUUCUUGCAUCGCAGCAUCAAGGAAGGCCGAAUCGGUCGACUCGCAGGUGUCGCUCCGAUGCUGCAGUUCCCCGUCCGCUGCAAGUUUGUAUUUCUGUAGACAGCACCUCACACUACGAUGUGGAUAGAGGAACCCGCCGUUUACUUACCAGGGCGGCAUCGAUAGUCAAUUAGGUACAAGGUUUCAUAUACCUGUGGAAGGGCCAUUGCGCAUAGUUCGGUUAAUUGAGUUGGGCAAGCAAGUGUUGCAUCGGCAGCAGUGGGAACCUCUAAGUUUCAUCCCGUCUCACACGAAAAGCCAAACCUCCAUAAUAUUCCAUGCCACACUGUAAUCCUCGCAGUCGC
Thermothielavioides terrestris NRRL 8126 is the source of this 2659-nucleotide messenger RNA. RefSeq lists its product as uncharacterized. Bases 405 to 2141 code for a protein of 578 amino acids. Gene Ontology annotation, molecular function: CoA-ligase activity. The transcript is spliced from 3 exons. Gene Ontology annotation, biological process: secondary metabolic process. The record is from RefSeq and is a predicted model, not a curated record. Lineage: Eukaryota; Fungi; Ascomycota; Sordariomycetes; Sordariales; Chaetomiaceae.